AUGUCAUCGACGACGUCCUUCAGCCCCGCGGCCUGCGCCGACCGCCUCGCCCGAGCCUGGCUCACCGGCGAGACCAUCACUGAGCGAGGCGACCACUUCACGCCGCCCGACGUCGCCUCUGUGUACGCGGUGCACGAGGCGCUGCGGGAGCACCCGUCGAUCGGCUCUGUGGGCGGCGUCGUGGGCUACAAGAUGGGCGGCACCGGCGUGGCGGCGCUUCCGAGCGGCGAGCCGGUGCCUGCGCUCCCGGGUUUGCUGCUCGGGCCGCCGCCCGGUGUCGCCAGCCCCGAGUUUGGCGUCGUGGCGGAGGGCGUGUCGCUGCCGCGGGCGCGCUGCAACUACAGCAACGUCGAGGCGGAGGUUGGCUUUGUCAUGAGGUCGACUCCUGUGCCCGCCUCGACCUGCUUCCCGCUCUCAGAGGCGGACGUGUGGGCGGCCGUCGGCGAGGUGUUCCUCGCCAUCGAGGCUUGCGGCUCGCGGUACGCGCUCGAGAAGCCGACGGCGCUGGAAAAGUCGGCCGACGCACAGAGCGCCGGGGCAGUGGUGCGCGGGCGAGGCUGGCGGGUGGGCUGCGCCGGCUGUCCCUCUGCAAAAGCGCUCGCGGCGGUAGAGACGACGAUCUCGAUCAAUGGGACGCAGGUUGCCUCUGGCGCCGCCUCCCUCGUCCCGCUCGGCUCCCCCCUCGCCAGCCUCACCUGGCUCGCCAACCACCUCCCGUCGCGCGGCGAGCGGCUGAGGCCGGGGCAGACCGUCAUCACGGGCGCCUGCUCCAAGACCAAGGCCUUCGCCGUGGGCGACGACAUCGUGGCCUGCUUUGGCGAGCUCGGAAACGUCCGGCUCACCUUUCGGUGA
This is a messenger RNA of Emiliania huxleyi CCMP1516, 852 nucleotides long. RefSeq lists its product as hypothetical. Gene Ontology annotation, molecular function: 2-oxopent-4-enoate hydratase activity. Gene Ontology annotation, cellular component: cytoplasm. The transcript has a single exon. The coding region runs from base 1 to 852 and encodes 283 amino acids. NCBI's taxonomy places the organism in Eukaryota, Haptophyta, Isochrysidales, Noelaerhabdaceae. The record is from RefSeq and is a predicted model, not a curated record.